This is a messenger RNA of Capronia coronata CBS 617.96, 843 nucleotides long. RefSeq lists its product as uncharacterized. Bases 1 to 843 code for a protein of 280 amino acids. NCBI's taxonomy places the organism in Eukaryota, Fungi, Ascomycota, Eurotiomycetes, Chaetothyriales, Herpotrichiellaceae. The record is from RefSeq and is a predicted model, not a curated record. The transcript is spliced from 3 exons.
AUGUCGUGGCCACCGCUGAGAGAACGGCUCUUCAAUCUACUCGAUCCAGGAUAUCUGCUUUGUGCCAGUGCCUACUCCUUUCUUAUUACUGCAUUCGACUUCUUUCUCGUCCGGCGGCAUUUUCCAUCGUCAUCAAAUAUCCAGAAAGUCAGAGACGAUGCUUUCUCCGCCUUCUGGACCAAAGCCACCGCUCCUGUCGAACCUGCUCCGCCUCCAGUCGGGUCUGCGGCUCUCGUGCCGCCUCUGCUAUCUCGAGCACACGGAGUGGUUCUCGAUAUCGGGCCUGGUUCAGGCUCCCACGUCUCAUGUUUCGCCGACAAUGCAAACAUCAGCGGCGUGUACGGUGCGGAGCCCAGUGUCGGCCUUCACGCUCCUCUACAAGCCCGGAUCAAUGAAGCCAAACUGACAGAUAAAUACGACAUUCUCGGCUGCAUGGCGGAGAAGAAAGCGUUGUCAGAUGCACUUGCGAAAGAGGGCGUCAGCGCUGCUACAGACGGCGGCGGCAGCUUCGAUACCAUUGUCUGCGUACGCGUCCUGUGCUCGGUACCGAACCUCGACGAGACGGUGCAAGAGUUGUAUUCGUUGCUGCAUCCGGGCGGGGACUUGAUGGUGGUCGAGCAUAUCAGGAAUCCGUGGACGACGAAUGGCAGUAUCCUGGGGAGAGCGAUGCAGAUGUUAUACCAUGCUCUGGGCUGGAAGUUCUUCCUGGCCGGCUGUGAGAUGAACCGGGAUACCGCAACGGCAUUGAAGAAGGCAGGGGAAUGGGAGGCAAUUGAUCUCAAGACGCAUUUCGAAUGGUCGGCGCUGCCGUAUCUCUCGGGCACGCUGACGAAGAAGAGAUAG